UUGUAGGAAAAAAAUCAAGAAAAAAUAAAGUUCGAUAAAAAAGAAAGGAGAUUUGAGCAGCGCUGUGCACGAGGCGUGAGUGUUUGUUUUUGCGUUGUCUUGUUUUACAGCUGCGCGCGCAUGUUGCCUCACAACGUUGUUUGAGUGUGGUGCAGACAUACAGCUGUGCGUGGGGAUGUUCUGUUCACCUGCUGAUUGAUGAUCAAUUCUAGGGUUAGGGUUUUUUUAAUUAUCUUCUAAUUUCAAUGGCAGAUUGGCAACACCUUCUCCAAUCAAUCUUCAUAGGUCUUCUCUUCUCAUACCUCCUCGCCAAACUCAUUUCCAUCGUUGUUUCUUUCCAAAACGACAAUCUCCGUAUCACCCGAAACCCAAAACCCCAAUUGAACGAACCCGCCCCCGCCCCCGCCCCCGCCCCCCCCGCAGUCCAUCAUUACCAGCACUCUCAUGGUGACGUAGAUUCGGUGGUUGCAGAACAAGGCAGUGUCCGAAACGAGAGCGUAUCAGGGAGUGAUGGUGAUGGUGGUGGUGGUGGUGGUGAUGAUGAUGAUGAUGAUUGGGAAGGUGUGGAGAGUACGGAAUUGGAUGAAAUGUUUAGUGCAGCUACGGCAUUCGUGGCUGCAGCUGCGGCGGAUCGGGUUUCGUUGAAGGUAUCGAGUGAUUUGCAGUUGCAGCUUUAUGGGUAUUAUAAGAUUGCUACUGAAGGUCCUUGUACUAGCGCGCCUCCUUCUGCUCUCAAAAUGACUGCCCGUGCCAAAUGGCAAGCAUGGCAGAAAUUGGGUGCUAUGCCACCAGAAGAUGCUAUGCAGAAGUACAUUGAUAUUAUUACAGAGCUGUAUCCUACCUGGGCUUCUGGUUCAGCUAUGAGCAAAGACAGAGAUGGUGUUGGACCGAGCAAGGAUGGCAAAGGACCAAUGGGACCGGUUUUCAGCACUUUUGUCUAUGAGGAGGAAUCAGGAACAGAGUUGAAAAUGGAUGCCAUUCAUGCGUUUGCCAGAGAAGGAGAAGUGAAUAAUUUGAUCAAAUGCAUUGAUGGUGGUGUUUCUGUGAACUUGAAAGAUAGUGAGGGUCGGACUCCUUUGCAUUGGGCGGUAGAUCGUGGUCAUCUUAAUAUUGCCGAGGUGCUUGUUGGAAAGAAUGCAGACAUAAAUGCAAAGGAUAAUGAAGGCCAAACCCCGUUGCAUUAUGCUGCUGUCUGUGAGAGAGAAGCAAUUGCUGAAUAUCUUGUGAAGCAAAAUGCAGAUACAGAUGCGAAGGACAACGAUGGGCAGUCUGCCCAUGAUCUCUGUGAGUCAGAUUGGUCUUGCCUUCAAUGCCCCGCGGCAUAGACUGACCGGCUGCCUGUUUAUUUCAUGGUUUGUCCCCAUUAGUCUUCUUGACAAAUUCCCCGCAGAUGUAUAUGACUACAUACAACCUUUGAACUUUGUUCAUCUUAGCAACAAAUUUACUGAUGACAUCACGUUCUCUGCCAUGGCCCCUCAUGUUUACUUUUCUCUUCCCUUCACGUAGUUUAUGUAAAAAACAUGAAGGUUGAGUUUA
Messenger RNA from Populus euphratica (Euphrates poplar), 1536 nucleotides. RefSeq names its product acyl-CoA-binding domain-containing protein 1-like. The coding region runs from base 246 to 1325 and encodes 359 amino acids. Lineage: Eukaryota; Viridiplantae; Streptophyta; Magnoliopsida; Malpighiales; Salicaceae. The record is from RefSeq and is a predicted model, not a curated record. Gene Ontology annotation, molecular function: protein binding; fatty-acyl-CoA binding. The transcript is spliced from 6 exons.